GAGAAAAAGGAAGAGGUAGCAACACGACGUGGAAACUUUUCCGUUUCCCCAAGUUCUGCAGAACCGGGAUGGAGCUGGAGAAAACCUACGCGACCCCCCGGGCCGGCCGGACAGGACAUGGAGGGGUGAAUCAGCUGGGGGGUGUUUUUGUGAACGGCCGCCCCCUCCCAGAUGUCGUUCGCCAGAGGAUCGUGGAGCUCGCCCACCAAGGGGUCCGACCGUGUGACAUCUCCCGGCAGCUCCGCGUCAGCCAUGGCUGUGUCAGCAAAAUACUUGGCAGGUAUUAUGAAACCGGGAGUAUUAAGCCUGGAGUGAUUGGAGGAUCAAAACCAAAGGUCGCCACACCCAAAGUUGUCGAAAAAAUUGCAGAGUACAAACGCCAAAAUCCCACCAUGUUUGCCUGGGAGAUCAGGGACAGGCUUCUUGCUGAGCGAGUGUGUGACAAUGACACCGUGCCUAGCGUCAGUUCCAUUAACAGGAUCAUACGGACAAAGGUGCAGCAGCCACCCAAUCAGCAGGUCCCAGCCUCCAGUCACAGCAUAGCCUCCACAGGAUCUGUCACACAGGUGUCGUCUGUCACCACUGACUCUGCUGGCUCAUCCUACUCCAUCAGUGGGAUUCUGGGAAUUGCCUCCCCCAGUACUGAGAACAACAAACGCAAGCGGGAUGAAGGUAUUCAGGAAUCUCCGGUACCAAAUGGCCAUUCUCUCCCAAGCAGAGAUUUUCUUCGCAAACAGAUGCGAGGAGACCUUUUCACCCAGCAGCAGCUAGAAGUGUUGGAUCGUGUCUUCGAGAGGCAACAUUAUUCUGACAUUUUCACAACAACUGAGCCCAUCAAACCAGAACAGUGGUGCUCCAUGCUGAUGAGACAGUGCGUGGUACAACCGCAGGCAGUCAUUUUUCAGACAACUGAAUACUCAGCCAUGGCCUCACUAGCUAGUGGAUUGGAUGACAUGAAGGCAAAUAUAACCAGCCCUACUUCUGCAGAUUUGGGAGCGAGUGUUCCUGGGCCUCAGUCCUAUCCUAUAGUCACAGCAAAACACCUGAGAGUGUCUGUGCAAGCCACCAAAGUGAUAUUUCCAGGUCGUGAGUUGGCAAGCACAACCCUCCCAGGAUACCCUCCGCAUGUCCCUCCUGCUGGACAGGGCAGCUACUCCACUCCAGCGCUGACAGGAAUGGUGCCUGGGAGUGAAUUUUCUGGGACCCCGUACAGCCAUCCACAGUAUUCAACAUACAAUGACUCCUGGAGGUUUCCCAACCCUGGACUGCUGGGCUCCCCCUACUACUACAGCACUGCGGCCCGUGGGGCAGCCCCACCAGCCACCGCCACCGCCUAUGACCGCCACUGAUGCCGGAGCCCCAGGCACUGGCGCUGACAGCAUGCACCACCUGGGACAACCGCGGCGAGUCACCUUGCUACA
Messenger RNA from Myiozetetes cayanensis, 1421 nucleotides. RefSeq names its product paired box 5 (gene PAX5). Gene Ontology annotation, biological process: regulation of transcription by RNA polymerase II; anatomical structure development. Gene Ontology annotation, molecular function: DNA-binding transcription factor activity, RNA polymerase II-specific; RNA polymerase II cis-regulatory region sequence-specific DNA binding. The coding region runs from base 69 to 1349 and encodes 426 amino acids. The transcript is spliced from 12 exons. The record is from RefSeq and is a predicted model, not a curated record. NCBI's taxonomy places the organism in Eukaryota, Metazoa, Chordata, Aves, Passeriformes, Tyrannidae.